This is a messenger RNA of Amoebophrya sp. A25, 3363 nucleotides long. Lineage: Eukaryota; Dinophyceae; Syndiniales; Amoebophryaceae. The record is from the annotation of a GenBank genome assembly.
CGACGACAGGAACUUCGUCUAGUGCCCGACAGCCAGUAAAGCAGCUCAUCUUACCCACCACCCCGCUUCAUGAAUGAUUUAGAUCAACAAGACUUCAGAAAGAUUAUUCACCAUCCAUUUUCCACUACAUACCCACCAGAGCUUAGCGCUCGUGAUCUUCAACUUGACUCAUAUUCAGACAUAAUUCAUUUUCUCACCCAUCAAUUACUUGGUUCAUGAUGGCCUCCGUAUCGUCAGUUGGUACCCCAAUCGACCCCACGGGGUCCACGACCCUGAAUCCUCCGCCCAGUGUCGAAGAGAUCGUCCAGAACACUCUCAAGAUGGUGAACAAACACGAGAACUUAUUCCACGAACCACCAGCAAUAUCUCUUACAUCAUCAUCAGCUACCACGGGCAAACCUUUCCAGAACAGCGACUUCCAGCUCCUGAUAUCAAAAGCAAUUGCAGAAUCUCAGUCACAACUUCCUCUUAUCAACGAGAAAAUCGAAGCAGCAUCCCCAGUCUCUUCCAUAUGGAGAAUGACGCCGAAACUACUUCAAGAACCGAUCACUGAUACAGCAUCAUGCGCCCGAGCAGCUAUCCUCUUUACUCACAUGUUGGCGCAUGCUCCAUUCUACGCACAUCUGGGAGGAGAGUCACAAGCUCCUCCAAUCAUCCGGUGGAUCAUUCUUAACGCUGAUGAGGCCACGAGGGAACUCAUCGGCAAAAUCAGGACUACCAUCAAAAUCUUGAUUGCAGACAACACUCAGUUCGAACUCGCAAUGAAGACAGCCUUCUUCGCGAGCCCGACAUACUUGCCGAAGCUGGGACAUUACUGCCUGCUACUACAAGAUGUCCGCAGUCGUACUCUCAUGCAAGCAGGGACAUCUGCUGCAGGACUCCAAGUUUUCAGGGAAACUAUCUCCUUCUUCAACCCAGUUGAGACCUUAGUUGACAUCUUAGGGAAGCAACUCCCAACGUUGGCCUCAGCACUCAGGGCAGACAUGACGGCAGAUGGCAAGCUGCAACUGUUAUCACACACCACACCUACCGGACUUUCUUACGGUCUUCUCUCAACAACAAGAGAGAAUCCAUCUACAACAAAGCUACAUCCAUCUCUACUCUUUCUUCGCCAACUAAUCAGCAUGGUCUUCACAUUUCAUGUAUAUAGGCUAUAGGCGAAGACCAUGCAACCCAGUGCGAGGAAAGAGCAUUACACCUUCACACACCCUCCCAAGUCUAUUGAUCGACUUUUAUCCACGAGUCCGAGGAACUACCCCCUCUAACAACCUACUCCGAAGGUAUGGCCCUUUAAGAAUCCGGUCCACACUAGCAACUUCACAGAGGCCUACGACAAGCUAUGCAAAGAAUCCGCGGCCAGCAGGUUAGCAGGUUCAUCGGCAACAUCGAACGCCGAGUCACAACAAUCAGACCCCUUCAUCACGGCGAGAUCAAAUCACCAAGGAGGAAAAGGAGGAGGCAAGACGAACUUCGUAGACCUAGCAGCAAUUGCAGAGGGCCAGGACCUCGAACAUCAUGAUCGUCACAUGUCAGAGCGUGCAGUUCCCCAGCACAUGUUCCAGAGCGCAGGGUUCAUGCGAGGGGGCUACACUCCAAGAGGAGCCGCACAGAGUAUUAAUGCAUCCUACUACGCUCCCGGCCUAGACCUCUCAAAUGACAACAUCCACCACCCGCAAGGCAGAAACAUCCUCCAAGCCAUAGGCGCAGGCACCACAGGCUCAUCAAAGUAUCUCGAAGUAGGAGCUUUUCACUUAUACGUCGCACCAUACCAAGAGACAGACGAGAUUCCGGUGACAGAAUGGCCGGUAGUCAAGAUGCUGGCAGGUGUGUUGAAUCCCAGGCUAUUUCGAUGUCUCAGGAGGCUGGUGUUCGAUAUUAUCAUCUUUCGAAUCACCAAAUCAGGGCCUCCUCCAACGCACCUGGACCACGACUGGUUCUCAGGUCUUGCGUCUCAAGCUCUCCUAAGCACGGCGGCUACCAGAUUGGAUGAAGACCAGGAGUAUUUUGAAGAAUUUAUCUUCGAUAUCACCAUCUGCAUCAUGAGCAGCCUUUUGACCAAGAGACGAUGGGAGAGAGCAGCUGAGGCUGACAAGGGCACCAAACUAGAAGUCAAGGAAGUUGUGUGGCCCAACGAAUUCACGGAGAAGUCCAGGGCCAUCACCCUGUUCCAGUCUAUCACCAACGCAGCCAAAGCAGACAAAGGCGCAGACUAUCUCAUCUUUGAAUACAAGUCACCGUCAGAGCUUCUAGCUCUCUUCUCAGCUAUAGAAAAAGUCCGGGUAGUAGUAGAAACUUGUAGAUCGGCCUUCGGUCAUGACCCUCAAGACGCAGACAUCACAACAGCGCCUGCACUUGUUUCUGAGUUCUAUCUAGUGGACAUCAUCACCGGCAUCAUCUUUCGCAUAGCGAAACUUUGGACCGAAGACCCAGUCUCCAAAAUCCAGAACUGCCAGCUACUGCGUAGUAAACUCAAAUCGCACAACGUCGCCAGCCACUACCUACAAAAAUCAUCCCCACAUGCAGCGCUCUUUCUAGUAGAUUUCGCGAUGAACAUCAAAGGUUCUCCAAUUAACGAAACCACACCCAACAGUAUCUUUCAACAACUCGUCCAGCAUCCACAGUUUAUCAAAAACCAGACCAAGGGCUUCAAUCACAAGGGAAAGCCCAUCAACUACGACAAGAAUGGCAAGAGCAAGAACAAACAAGGCAAAGAUCAAGGUUACUUCAAAGGGAAAGGCCCUACCAGUUUUAUCAACUUAGGAAGUACCUCAUUCAAACGACAGAACGACGAAUCAUCGUACAGCAGCAGCCCAGAGAAGACACCGAAGAACUACUCACAACAGCCGCCAGCUCAGAAAUCCAGCUUUGUCAUGAUGCUUGAAGAAGCUCGGGGGAAGAUCCUCGAGUCACAACUGCUGUACGAAGAUGUCACUCACGAUGUACUGAAGAAAACUCCAAAGUUAUGUCUACCACAUCUUGCUGAAAGAUUGGAUCUCAAGAACGAUAAAGGCGACUGCAUAUUUUGUAAGUGGGGCAAUGACUGCCGUCGCGAUCCACAACACUCUACUACCAACGAAUAUGCAAAAACUAAGAAGAAACUUUAACUUUCACAUCAAUCCAUCACCGAUGAAAUUAGAGCCAGAGCGCUAAUCACCAUGAAAUUAAAAACGUCUCAUCUGUUAAAUCCUCCAAGAGAUGAUCACUAAGCUCCGAGACCACGAGUAUUUUUCAUAAAGCAAGUUUGUCAAACAUGUCGUCAUAUGUGAGCACCAAUGUACCUUCAACACAACUUGCUAGCAAAAUGUCAGUCAUUCGACAAAAUGUACGCAAAUUAAUCGACGCCAACAAGUAACCCGCAGUGGC